Megalobrama amblycephala (Wuchang bream) is the source of this 4865-nucleotide messenger RNA. RefSeq names its product sphingosine-1-phosphate phosphatase 1b (gene sgpp1b). Gene Ontology annotation, cellular component: endoplasmic reticulum membrane. Gene Ontology annotation, biological process: phospholipid dephosphorylation; sphingosine metabolic process. NCBI's taxonomy places the organism in Eukaryota, Metazoa, Chordata, Actinopteri, Cypriniformes, Xenocyprididae. Gene Ontology annotation, molecular function: sphingosine-1-phosphate phosphatase activity. The record is from RefSeq and is a predicted model, not a curated record. The transcript has 3 exons. Bases 320 to 1630 code for a protein of 436 amino acids.
UUUUUUCUCCUAGAGACUCGUUGUAUUUCUUGCUUGCACGAAUCUGUCAGUACCCGGAUACGGCGUGGGGGUCGGUGCAAUUGGACGUUUUGUAAAUCGUUGCAAGUAGUUUUUUUCAUGUUAAUUUUCUCAUCAUGUGUCCAUGAAUAAUUUUCUGAGUUGUUGUAAGUAUAUUUGUCUCGGUUAGAUCGGAGGGUUUUGUUAUUAUAAGUACGGGAAUGGUUUAAUAACCCACACCCACAGCACGGUUCACUCUCGGUAGCUCCAGCUUCUCCCGGUCUUACCAGGUGGCUUCAACUUGCGCAGUCUGUCGCUAAACAUGGCAGGCGGGUUGAAAGUGGGAUUCGUGCGGCUCAUGCACUAUUUGCAGGACCCUCAGCACGUCGCGCGUUUUCAGCAGCUAUGCGGGGUGCGCGGAACCGACACACGUGACAAACUCAGUAACGGGGUACCAGGCACUCGCCACGGGGAUGUUCAGAACGGAGGCGGGGAUGCCACCCGCCGUAGACCAGCAGGAGCAGAGACCGACAGGGAGAAACGCAAUAACAGCCUGGCGAACGGAGCUGCGGGAGAAAACAUCGCACGGGAUAACGGGGACGACGCUCAAGGAUCCGCGGUGAAGCCGUUGCGCAGAAACUCUCUCACCGGAGACGUCGGGCAGGAGUUCAUCAUUGAGAAUAAGUUUCUCUUCUACCUGUUCACGCUCGGUACCGAGCUCGGGAACGAGCUUUUCUACAUCUCAUUCUUCCCGUUCUUCAUGUGGAACGUGGACGCUUAUGUGAGCCGCCGGCUCGUCGUGGUCUGGGUAUGGGUCAUGUAUCUCGGCCAGUGCACGAAAGAUGUGAUCCGGUGGCCGAGACCUGCCUCGCCCCCGGUGGUAAAGGUGGAGAUGUUCUACAACUCGGAGUACAGCAUGCCCUCUACCCAUGCCAUGUCCGGUACCGCCAUACCCUUGUGCCUGUUCCUGCUGACCUACUGUCGAUGGGAGUAUCCUCUGCUGCUGGGUCUCUCUCUGGCCAUCAGCUGGUGUGUCCUGGUGUGUUUGAGCCGAAUAUACAUGGGCAUGCACUCCAUACUGGACAUCAUUGCCGGUUUCCUGUACAGUUUGCUGAUUGUAGUGGUCUUCAGUCCUGCUCUGGAAAUCAUUGACACCUUCAACUGCACCCAUCGCUACGCCCCGCUGAUCAUCAUCUCACUUCACGUGGGUCUGGGCCUCUUCUCCUUCACCUUGGACACCUGGAGCACAUCACGCGGCGACACCGCCCAAAUCCUGGGCUCUGGGGCGGGUAUCGCCUUGGCAUCCCACGUCAACUACCAUCUGGGCCUAUUGCCAGACCCACCUGCAUCGAUGUUGCCUCUGCAGCCCCCAUCUUUCACCCUCGGCCUGAUUGGACUCUGUCUACUCCGCUUCCUCCUGGGCGUCCUCAUUCUCCUGGCUACCAGAGCCGUAAUGAAGGCUCUCACCAUCCCGCUCGUCUGCUGGCUCUUUGGGAUUCCAAGCGGUGAUGUUCGGAAGGCCAGGCAGCACAUGGAGGUGGAAUUGCCGUAUCGUUAUAUCGUCUACGGAACCGUAGGGUUAAAUGCGCUUUUCCUUGUGCCUUUCCUGUUUGCACAAGUGGGUCUGUUGUGAUUGGGUGAAAGAACCAUCCAUCUUUCUGGCCAAUAAGAGCCCAUUUGGACUGCAGAGGCCCUUCCCUUCAAAUCAAUGAUUGGAUGGAACUAAAGCCAGUCAUGUAACACUGUGCUGCACCUUCCAGAUGUUCCUCAAAUAUGUUUUCCAUCAUUCAGUUUUAGCAGAUUUAGGUCCAUUUUCUAUUCAAAAAACACGUUUGGUGUUGAUUCAGAGAUUAUGGCCCUUUUCUAAGCAGUUUGCAUUGCAUGUAAACGACAGUAGCAUGUCUAUUCUCAUCUAAAAUCUUAUUGUAAACGUAUCUACCCUAUAGGGCUGGUUAUAUUUUUCUCAAGCAAUAUAGCAGUUUUGCUAAUUAUCAUAAACAUUAGAGAAAUUCUGACUAAUCUUUUGAUGAGUUUUGUUCAUGCCACAGUAGGACGACUCAAACUCUUGCAUCAAGAGUUGACUGAAAUCUUUCUUGCGAAGGUGUGACUCAUGCAAAUCUCUGCGAUGGAUCCUGAAGCUGACGCCAGCUUUUAUUUCUUGUUUGCAAUGUCAAAUCUGAAAUCUCAAAUGUCAAAGCAUGAUGGUUAGUGGUUGGGUGCAGCGUUGAUCUUUGAGGUCCUUUUGUUGCAGUUUAUUGAGAUGUUUAGUUCCGAAUCGAAAGCAGGUUGGACUGUUUCUCUGAAGACCUUUAUAAUGAUACAUGGAGACGCCUUAAAGGGCUAUUUCACACAAAAAUGACAAUUGUCAUCAUUUACUCAACUCUCAUGUCAUUCCAUAAUUGACUGACCUUCUUCUGUGGAACACAAAAGAAGAUAUUUUGAUAUUUUGGUGAUAUUUUGGUUCCCAACGUUCCUGAAAAUAUCAUCUUUUGUGUUCCACAGAGAAGCAAAAUCAUACAAGUUUAGGUGAAUAAAUAAUGAUAGAAUUUACAUUUUUGGGUGAACAAUCCCUUGAACUGACCACUCAAGAACCAGUUUCUCUAGGCAUUUAAAUGAUGAUGCACUAGUGAUUUAUUUUAAUAUUGAAACAGUUUAUGUUCUUAGAUUGAAUACAUGUCUGGAUCAUAACCAGAAUUAUUCUUGAUCUUUUUAUAUCUCAGUCUACUUUUAUUUCCUGUAAUUUGCUGCUUAGACAUGGUACUAUGUGUGUAUGUAUGUAAAUAUGUGUGAUUUUUAUUGUUUGCAAAGAAAAGCGGCAAUGCUUUCCCUUCUAGCAUCUAGCUGUUUUUUUUUUCAGUCAGGUUGAAACAAGUAAAUGUCAGGUUUGCCACUAAACAUAUGAAUAAUUCAAGCUGCCUUUUGAUAGUCAAGGUUAUGUUUAAUGUAUAGUUAAGAUGAAUUUGUGAUACUGAUUUAAAUGCACUGUUCCCAGAUUGCACUGCUCUGCUGCCUGCUGUUGUCGCUGGGAUGACCUUAUAAUAGGUCAGGCUUGCGUGACACUGCUGUGUUUUUACUCUUCCUGUGGCCUUUUGUGUCUUUGUGCACGUGCAAGUUCCUUUUUUUUUAAAGGUGAUUCCUCUCUUCUGUAAACAGGAUUGUUUUGGAUUCUCUGAAUAAUGAGAAAACCAGUGAUUUCACCCAGCGCAGAGCAAUGUUGACCAUUGACCCUUCACCUAGAACAAUACAGAUCUCAGUCAUUUUAAGUUCGGAGGUUUAUAGAAGAGACAAAGGUCAGAGGUUGUACAGUAUUUAGGCCAGAAUAUGAGAAGAUGCUCAUUGGUGAGCGUUGCUUUCUGGACAAGUUGUGCUAGUUCCUUUACUGCAUGACUCUUUCUGAGUGAUUCCAUAGUAAAUCUGUGUUUGUGGAUGGAAGUAGGUAGACUGUAGCAUUUUUUUUUCCUCUCAGGCUUAUGUGCUAGUAAUCUGUAAUGUUUAUGACCAAAUAAGAGUACUUUCUGUAGCUAUAAAUCCUUUAUGUAGGUAAUUGUUCCCAUCAUCAGCCCCAAACUGAAUCUGCAGACUUCCAAAAAAAUUAUUCGCAAAGCUCUAUGCAUUCUUUCUUGUUAAUGUUUUGUAACAAUUUUUAAUAUAAUUUGAUAAUGAUUCAGCUACUAAAAGGUAGUGCUCUCAGGUCGGUUUAACUCGUAUUACUAUGUCUAAAUUCAAAAACUCCCCUAUAAUCUGCACCAAAUGCAGAAAAAGGCAGCAGAAUCCAUGUGGUCCCGUCAUGACCUAGAUUGAGCUCCUGAGAAACUGGUCCAGUGGUGAGGUUCUCAUUUAAAAGUGCUUUAUUUCCUUUGAUUUGGCUUUCUCUGCUUUUAUGGGAAAAACAUAGCUUAUUCUGAAUAAACAGAUCUGAUUUAGAUACCACACAGUGCCUUUUAUGUAAAUCUCUGCUAUAUUUGAUAAGCACAGACAGUUAUUCACAUCUGUUCUGUUUUCCAAUUCUUCCUUCUUUCAUCUGAACAUAGCAUGUGACAAAUAAAGUGGGAUAUUCUACAUUAAAAUGACAGAUUGCUGCUCAGUCCAUCCUGGUUAAUACAAUAUUGUAAUUGUAAUUUUUUGUUAAUUAUACAUAAAAUAUUAAUGAAGAAAGCUUUUAAAAUAUUAUCAAAUACUAUAAUACACUAAAAAAAUACCCAUUUCAGAAAUAUUUCAACAGACACCCUCCAAUUUUCUUUUGGAUGUUUAUUUCUUUGUAAAAUCACUUUGAUUAGAAUUGUUUAAAAUGUUUAGUCUUUUUUUUUUUUCAUGGUCAUUGUUUCUAUCACUGUACCAAAUGUGUCUCAGAAGCUUUGGAUACUGUAUGUGUGUUUGUGUAAAAUGUUAUUUUUGGAGAUCUGAUGAUUCUUGUGUGAUGUUAAUCUUGGUCAUUUUGAUUUCUGAAAAUAUGGAUGACUUUGUCAUCUCUAAAUAUUGUUGGAGGCAUUCUGAAGGUUUUAAAAGCUUGAUGUGGAUAUAUUGUAAAACCUGCAGAUUUUUAGAAAUACACAAAAUUUAAAUCUCGGACUGAACGUUCAGACAAAACCUAGCGCUGACCUUCACCUAGCGUUUGAAACCGGAACAAUCGCACUCCCAACGGGGCUGAAAAUGCAAUGCACAAAUGACCAAGAAUUCAGUGUUAUAAGGAGACCUGUGGCUUAUGUUCAUAAAAUGGCUUGUUCUAGAAGCUCAGUUCAAUGCUUUUCAUAGCAGUUAUCUGAUGAUCUUUAUUGAUUGCGUUUGAAUAAUAUGCUCAAAAGCAAAAAGGCUAUUACUUUUGUCUGUUUUUGAAGAAAAAAAUAAAUAAAGAAAAUGCAUUUUACUAA